Messenger RNA from Cydia amplana, 1547 nucleotides. Its product is annotated as ras-interacting protein RIP3-like. Bases 106 to 1521 code for a protein of 471 amino acids. Lineage: Eukaryota; Metazoa; Arthropoda; Insecta; Lepidoptera; Tortricidae. Gene Ontology annotation, cellular component: nucleus. Gene Ontology annotation, biological process: regulation of transcription by RNA polymerase II. The transcript has 12 exons. Gene Ontology annotation, molecular function: RNA polymerase II cis-regulatory region sequence-specific DNA binding; DNA-binding transcription activator activity, RNA polymerase II-specific. The record is from RefSeq and is a predicted model, not a curated record.
CGCAAGUUCCAACUAGUCAACCACGGCCGAGUCCAUGGAAGGGUGCCUCACGCUUGUCCUGUCUGUGGCAAGGAGUUCCUACAGAAACGGACGCUUGUUGCGCAUAUGAAAAUCCAUACGGGUGAAGGAGUGGUGGCAUGCCUGGAGUGUGGCGAGGCGUUCAAAUGCAAGACGGAGAUGCAGCAACACUGCAAGAUGUCGCGGCAUUGUAUGAGCGGCAGCGUCACGCAACAAACACAGCAACAACAGGUACAGCAACAGAACACCCAACAACAGCAGCAGCAACAACAACAGCAGGCUCAACAACAAGCCCAACAACAGCAGCAGCAACAACAACAACAGCAAGCGCAACAGCAAGCUCAACAGCAGGCGCAGCAACAGCAGCAACAACAACAGCAGCAGCAGCAGCAGCAACAACAACAGACGACGGUUAUAAAACAGGAUGAUUUCAAGCCGCAAAUUGUACAUCUCAUCGGUGCUGACGGUCAGAUCGUGACAGAAAAGGUGACGCCCGGCUAUCCCUGUCCAGAGUGUGGCUCCUGCUUUAACAAUAAGGAGGCAUUAUCGCUGCACGUGCGGCUGCACGCGGGCGACCGCACGUGCGUGACGGACCUGUGCGCGCUCACGGCCGCGCUGCAGCCCGGCCUGGUGCAGCACACGCAGCACAAUCAGCCGAUACAAAUAAUAUCCUCAAACCCAAACAACGUAGUACACACGCAAGUCAUUGCCACUCAAAAUCAUCACAUAGCAACGCCGCGACCGAAGAUCCACUUUUGUGUAGAUUGUGGCAAAGGAUUUGCGGCGAAACACGGCCUAUUAGCGCAUCACAGAAGACACCCAGACGGGAGCUGUACGCUGAGAACGCACGUAUGCGACCAGUGCGGAAAAGCGUUCUUCCAGAAAAACCACCUCAUGCUACAUCAGAGACAGCACAUGGACCUGCCGCCUAGAAAUAGAGACACGAGUAACAACGACAAUGGGGCGAUAAUAAUGAUAACGGGACAUUCGAAGAACUUCCAAUCACAACAGCAACAGGCGCAGCAACAAGCACAACAGCAAGCCCAACAACAGGCACAACAACAGGCGCAACAACAGGCGCAAGCAGCGCAGCAGGCCGCGCAACAAGCCGCCCAGCAAGUCGCCCAGCAAGUCCAGCAACAGGUCCAGCAACAAGUCCAGCAAAUGCAGAUUGAGAUAGAACCUCAGGAGCACCAACAGCCGACGCACAUACAAGUGGUGACGAACCGGUCGGGGCAGGUGAUCGGCAACCAGAUCGUGGUGGGCGGCGUGGGCCGGCGGCUGGUGGGCUCGCAGCUGCACGUGAUCGGCCGCGACGGCAAGACCAUAGGCACGCAGCUGCCGCUCAAGCACCAGCGACACAACGCCAACAGCGGUGACGUGAAGGAAGUGAGCGGGCUGGUCCUCUCGACGGCGCGCGGCUCCAACCUCAUCAAGUACGAGAUCUCGCUCCCGCAGGCCACGCCCGUAGUACCCGUAGUACAAGUGCAGCAGCUAGACUGAGAGACAUUUCACACUGAUCAAACGUA